Molecule: messenger RNA, 2435 nt
Organism: Pectinophora gossypiella (pink bollworm)
Lineage: Eukaryota; Metazoa; Arthropoda; Insecta; Lepidoptera; Gelechiidae
Gene: CycB
Product: G2/mitotic-specific cyclin-B
Exons: 7
Coding region: 146-1645 (499 amino acids)
Biological process (GO): regulation of cyclin-dependent protein serine/threonine kinase activity; mitotic cell cycle phase transition
Cellular component (GO): cytoplasm; nucleus; cyclin-dependent protein kinase holoenzyme complex
Molecular function (GO): cyclin-dependent protein serine/threonine kinase regulator activity
Source: RefSeq, a predicted model, not a curated record
UGACUUUUCCGUUAUUUUCAACUCAAAUCGAGCAAAUCGUCGGUCAAGAUAACAUCGUUUACAAUAGUCUCUGUAAUAACGGAGUUUACAAAAGAAUUGUUAAAACUUCAUAAUUAUCAAUUAUAUACCAGUGCCAGGUGGAAUAAUGGAGAUUCACACUAGGAGGCAUCACACGAUCCAGGAUCAAGAAAAUAUCUAUGCCGGAAAAGGCAAAGGCAAUGUGGGGUUGGUGCCAGUAAAGCGCCAAGGAUUGGGUGUCAGGGGAGCUUUGGGCGAUGUGAACACGAAUGUUCAGAUCCAGCGCGAUGCAAACGUCGGCAAGGUAGCUGUGGCAGCCGCCGAGUUCGAGAAGAAAGCGACUCAAAGCCGCGUCGCGUUGAGGAGUAAUUAUGGACAUGUGCAAUCGAAAGUGGACACAGGGCUUGCUGCGAAGCCUAUACAACCUUCUUCGAGGCCUCCAUUGAGACGAGAGGAGAGCACUGCUGGCUUGGCAAGGGCUGCUGCUCGUACAAGAGCUGCACUAAAGGAGACCCAGAAAUCAGUUAAACCUAAAGAUUCUUCAAAUACUUUAUUACAAGCUAAGAAAGUUGGAGAAGUAAAGAAGUCAAGCAAACUACCUACAGUAAAAGAGCAGUUUAAAGGAAAGGAGAACAAAGAAUCAACCAGACCUAUAAUCAAGGACCCUACAGAAUCACUGGGAAAACUGAAAUUGGUUGAUACCUACAAGCAAUAUGAGAAAACAUCAGUCAGUGUCACAGUUUCUCCUUUUAUCAGUUUGCCCAAUGAUAUUGAGGAUAUUGAUGCUUCAGACAAGAAUAGUCCGCUGCUUAUGUCUAUGUACAUCAAGGAUAUUUACAAGUAUUUGACUGAUUUAGAAGUACGGUACCCAGUUGAAGAAGAUCACUUGAGAAAACAGAGUGUUAUCACCGGAAAGAUGCGAGCAACUCUUAUUGAUUGGUUGGUUGAAGUUCAAAGGCAAUUUUCUUUGGUUUUGGAGACGUUCCAAUUGACUGUUGGAAUCAUUGAUAGAUAUUUACAGGUAGUGCCAAAUGUACAGCGCGAUCGUCUUCAGCUCAUCGGCGUAACAGCGAUGUACAUCGCGAGCAAGUACGAAGAGAUUUACUCGCCCGCUGUCCACGAAUUUGUCUACGUCACAGCUAAUGCUUACACCAAGAAGGAUGUGUUCCAGUGCGAGAGGGAGAUCCUCUCCAAACUUGGCUUCUGUCUCGCGCGCCCGAUACCGCUUAGCUUCUUGAGGAGGUUUGUGAAAGCCGCGCAUGGAACGUCAAAGCACCAUCAUUUGGCGAAAUACUUCGUGGACCUUUGCUUAGUGGAGUAUUCGAUGGCGCACCACCGGCCCUCCGAGCUGGCGGCGGCCGCUAUCUGCCUCUCCCUCCACCUCCUCUCCAACAAGAAGCUCGAAGACGUAUGGACACCCACACUCAGGUACUACACGGAGUACACACUCGAACAUAUCGACCCAAUCAUUAGGAAAAUCGCAAAGAUUGUCACCAAUGUUGAAAACUCUAAAUAUAAGGCUGUUUACAAUAAGUAUUUAGAUGUAACAUUAGCUAAGGUAUCCAGUCUUCCUCAGCUAAAAGGCGAUGCUAUCUACACAUUGGCUAAAUUGCCGUUUGACUGUUAAUUAAUAUUUGACCGACAUAUUUUUUUAAGAAGUGUGAAGCUUGACUUAGCGCAAUGUGUAUGGUAACCUAGAUGUUUUCGAAAAAUGGACUGAGUUUUGUAUAAGGUUUGUUUUAGGUAAUCAAUCAGCUUGUUUAGGUAUAGUUUUAGCUUUUAGAUAAUGUUUGUACGACGAAGGUUUUCUUUAAGUAAUAUUGACAUGAUAUAAAUAUUUAUGUAAUAUUGUAUUCCUCAUGGUGGAAUAAGGCGGGUGACAGAUAUUAUAAACAUGUUAUUGAAUUAUUAGUCUGCCUGUCAUUUAACAAGUGUGAAUGUUUUGGAUUAUUAUUUAUUGUUUUAUUAGACAUGCCCAAUGAAUGACUUACUGGAUCCGAGGUUCUUGUAAUCUCACAAUGUUCAAGAUUAUGUAUAAUAAUAAUUAUUACACAUACAACGUAUAUAGUGUUUAUACAAUUGCUAUAUGGAAUGGUCUCUUAGAAGCAAAACUUUAUUAUUCCGUUGUUCCUACUGUCUAAUAUACCUCUUCAUACUGAUAAUAGUUCUUUCCGACUGAAUAAUUAAUAAGAAUAAUGAAUAUUCUAUUCGUAAAUUUUAGUAUUGUGACCAAAUAUGAUUGACCUAAAUGUUUGUCUAACAGUUUGUAACAUGACUAUGCUUUGUAUGGUAAGUUGUAUUGUAUGGAUUUUUGAUUGUGAUUAUAGGAUAAUUGUUUGGAUCUAAUGUAAUUUGAUAGAACUGUGAUUAGAAUUAUACGCUGUAAACUUGUUAAAAUAAAAUCUAAUGUUUUUAGA